CAAAAUCUUUGUAGCAUAUCAUCAAAUUAUUGGUGUUUAAAUAGUCCAUGUCCCUAUGCCUCUUGCCUAUGCUUUUAUGUCUAUUUUCAAAAACCAUUAUUCUCUUUUCUGCCGACGAAUCUGAUUAAACUACACUUACUGCAAGGUAUAUAACUAUAAGAUCCAUCCCACAACACAAGCACACACAGUAAAGAUCCCUCACCCAACUAUGAAAAAAACAUGUGAAAUCAACUGACAACCAGCUCAUUCCACCGGAUAAAGCAGCUCAAAAGUUCCCUAACGGCUGUUGAUUCACACCAAUUUGAGCACUGGGGUUUAUAAUCGAUUUGAGAUCCACCAAUGGAGUUUUGUGCAUCACUAUUUGUAUUUCUGGCUUCAAUUGCUGCAAUUACAGCACAAUAUGUUCAAGAAUCAGAACUUGUAAUUAACGGGAGUAUACCAAUUUUUCAUACGGAUCCGAAUUAUAUCUGCGUGACCAUCGAUUGGUGGCCGAAUGACAAGUGUAACUAUAACCAUUGCCCGUGGGGCUCAUCUUCGGCCUUAAAUCUGGAUCUAUCUCAACCGAUUCUUACCAAAGCGGUCCAAGCUUUUGAGCAUCUAAGAAUACGCGUUGGUGGUUCUUUACAAGACCAAGUGGUGUAUAAUGUGGGGGAUUACUCGGGUCCGUGUCAUCCGUUUAUUAAACAGAAAUGGGGUUUGUUUGGAUUCUCUAAAGGUUGUCUUACUAUGGGUCGAUGGGAUGAACUAAAUCACUUUUUUGCCAAGACAAGUUCACUUGUCACCUUCGGGUUAAACGCACUCCGGGGAAGACACGAGAUUAAGAAAGGAGUUUGGGGCGGAAAAUGGAAUUCCAGUAACGCCCAUGAUUUUAUAAAAUAUACCAUUUCAAAGGGAUAUCAGAUACAUUCAUGGGAAUAUGGUAACGAGUUGAGUGGCAAGGGGAUUGGUGCCAUGGUACACGCUGAGCAGUAUGGGAGUGACUUAGUUGAACUCAGGGGUAUAAUUGACAAUUUAUACCGGCGAGUUCAGCCGAAACCCUUGCUUGUAGCACCCGGUGGGUUCUUUGAUAAAGAGUGGUUUUCAAAGCUUCUUAAGGUUUCGGGUUCGGAAAUUGUUGAUGUAAUGACACUCCAUCUGUAUAAUCUGGGACCAGGCAUGGAUCCAAAUCUAGUGAAAAAGAUUUUAGAUCCACAUUUCUUGAGCCGGGCAUCCGUCACAUUUAGUGAUUUCCAGCAAACCUUAAAAACAAACGGCCCAUGGGCAUCCUCUUGGAUUGGAGAAUCUGGUGGAGCAUACAACAGUGGCGGUCUUCAUGUUUCCGACACAUUCGUUAAUAGCUUCUGGUACUUGGAUCAGCUUGCAAUGGCAGCUAAGUACCACACUGAAGUAUAUUGCAGGCAAAGUUUAAUUGGUGGCAAUUACGGUCUUCUCAACAAAACAACAUUUAUGCCUAACCCUGAUUAUUACAGUGCACUUCUAUGGCAUCGGCUUAUGGGAACAGGGGUUCUUUCAGUAGGAAGGAUAAAUGUCGGGCCACAUUUACGCACUUACGCUCAUUGUUCAAAAGGAAAAACUGGCGUAACGUUGCUUCUGAUUAACUUAAGCAACCAAACCGAAUUUAAGCUCAAAGUUCACAACAUCUUGAACCUGAAUUUGCAUACAAAAGAAGACCAGAAACCGUCUUUCAUUCAUCGAAUAAAGUCAGCAUUUUCAUGGAUCGGGUCAAAGUCAAGAAACAAUGAUCUUGGGCGUGAGGAGUACCAUUUGACCCCACAAGGUGGCUAUUUGAAAAGUAAAACAAUGCUUCUAAAUGGAUCUCCGUUGCAGCUUACACAAACCGGAGAUAUCCCACUUUUGAAACCGAAUGUUGUGGAUGUGAAUUCUCCGGUUAGCAUUCCUCCGUUGACCAUGAAGUUCAUCCGGUUUCCAAACUUUGACGCGUCGGGCUGUACAUGACACACUAAGGUGUGUCCCUUGCCUCAGUUUGUGUUAUUUGUAUUUUAUUUUAAUGUAUAAUGUAUAUGUAUAACAAGUGUAGAACUUUGCAAUUGUGAAAGUGCAUUGCAAAGUUGAUAUUUGCACUUGACCCCCUUUAUGUAAAGAAGGUGGUUGAAGUUCCCCCUUUGGGUUACAAAAAUGACACUUAACCACCUUCAGCUAUGAAAAUUUGAUAAUGAUAUUCCAAGUUUAUGAUAUAUCUUUAAUUGGAAAUAA
Molecule: messenger RNA, 2214 nt
Organism: Helianthus annuus (common sunflower)
Lineage: Eukaryota; Viridiplantae; Streptophyta; Magnoliopsida; Asterales; Asteraceae
Product: heparanase-like protein 1
Exons: 10
Coding region: 340-1956 (538 amino acids)
Cellular component (GO): membrane; plant-type cell wall
Molecular function (GO): beta-glucuronidase activity
Source: RefSeq, a predicted model, not a curated record